GACAGUUUUCCAGCUCGGUUUGGAGGAAUACACUUCGUCAAUCAGCCGUGGUAUAUCCAUGCCCUCUACACAGUUAUACGGCCCUUUUUAAAGGAGAAGACACGAAAAAGGAUAUUCUUGCAUGGUAACAACCUCAACAGCCUGCAUCAGCUAAUACACCCUGAGAUCCUGCCUUCAGAGUUUGGAGGAAUGUUGCCCCCCUAUGACAUGGGGACAUGGGCAAGAACACUGCUUGACCAUGAAUACGAUGAUGACAGUGAAUGCAAUGCGGACUCCUACAAUGCUCCUGCAAAGGAUAUAGAAAAGGAUCUCUCUCCCAAAUCUAUGAAAAGGUCUCAGUCAGUUGUGGAUCCUGGGGUGCUGAAACGCAUGGAUAAGAAUGAGGAAGAAAACAUGCAGCCUUUGCUUUCACUUGACUAACAUUUCCUGAGCAUCGGACAUGAACUGAGGUGGAAGGCACUGCCUCGCAGCAACAAGCAAACUAUUGGGGAAGAGUGUACCAGCUGGAAUCCUGUUUACUCAUGUUAAUGUAGCAUAAUGGCAGCAGGCAGCAGGUUUUACUAUUCUGCCUGAAUUCUGGAUGCCCUUGGGUGAAAAAGAAGAGGAGAAGAAAGGAAAAUAAAAU
Messenger RNA from Apaloderma vittatum (bar-tailed trogon), 625 nucleotides. Its product is annotated as clavesin-2-like. The record is from RefSeq and is a predicted model, not a curated record. The annotation marks the transcript as partial. Gene Ontology annotation, cellular component: membrane. Gene Ontology annotation, molecular function: phosphatidylinositol bisphosphate binding. NCBI's taxonomy places the organism in Eukaryota, Metazoa, Chordata, Aves, Trogoniformes, Trogonidae. The transcript is spliced from 3 exons.